CCAAAGUAGUACAAAGCAUAGGUAGGUAGGUAGGUAGGUAUGUAGGUAGGUCCCUCUCACAUGCAUGUACCUAAUUGCUAAGAUAUAGAAACUGCUUUACACCUUAAUCCGGCUUAUUGUGAUGCGAGAUACCAGCCCGAUUCACUUACAGGGGUACUAGAAGGCUGAAUUCGUGAUAGUGGCAUAACCAGGCGGUGCCUGACGUUCUAGAUCCCGAUAGAUUCACCGGAAAGCAGCAUACAAACCGGGGCAUCCCCUAUCCGGUUUUUUUUUGUUGGGUCCGAACCCAUAAUUCGUUAUCUAGAUCACACUUCCGUCAGCCUAAACUUAAUAGUCGUAAUGACUUCUCGGACAGAGAAACGGUGACAACGACAGUUCCCCAAAAUGUCGCCGCCUCAACGCUCGCCUUCUCCCGAGUUCUCGCCCCUGGCUAUUGGCGAGGACCUCUCGCCGCUCCCGGCGUACAAGGCUGCCGGCACCACCGUGACCGACUUUGCGGGACUCCUCGCCGAGCCCUUGCGGCUGCACGAAGACCUGGCCUCCGGCUGCGGUGGACAGACUUGGCCCGCGGGCAUGGUGCUCGCCAAACACAUGCUCCGGUACCACCGGGACGACAUGCGGGACUCGCGGAUAUUAGAACUCGGAGCCGGAGGUGGAUUGGUGGGCUUGGCGGUUGCUAAGGGGUGCGCGGUUGGGAACCCGCUCUACAUCACGGAUCAGUUGGAGAUGCACUCCUUGAUGGAGCACAACAUCAGCUUGAACGGGCUCGAGGGCCAAGCUAAAGCUGCCAUUCUAAACUGGGGUGAGCCUCUCCCACAGGAUAUCGCCGUCUUUAAGCCAGACGUGAUCCUCGCGGCUGACUGCGUCUACUUCGAACCUGCCUUCCCGCUGCUCCUAGCCACGUUGUCAGAUCUUCUGAAAUUGUGUCCCUCAGCCACCAUUUACUUCUGCUUCAAGAAGAGGAGACGUGCCGACAUGCAGUUCCUCAAGAAAGCGCAGAAGCUAUUCAGGGUAACCGAAGUCCCGGAUGAGGAUCGUCCCGUCUUUAGCAGAGAGGGGCUCUUCCUCUACACUUUCCAGGCUGCGUAAGGGAGAUGUGCUCUCGGAUCCGAUUGCCCUUCUCAUCAUCAAUGAGUUCGGGUAUUUUCGGCAUAUCCCAGUUUUACAUCUAGAUUUUUCUGCAAGUGGCUGACCGUCAGCAUAAAUCAAGUCUUGUUUGCUGCCGUGGAAGAUAGUGUUACGUCUAUCACGCCAGUUCUUAGGCUGAGUCAAGACGGGAACUGGCAGACGUGUAACCCUUUUAAUAGAGACGUCAAUGUUAGAGUGAAAAGCGUAUCAACCAAUUACUAUCACCCGAGCUCUAACUUACUCCAAAUUCAUAGAUUAUCACUGGAACACUUAUACAAGUCUGGCA
This is a messenger RNA of Daldinia decipiens, 1414 nucleotides long. Its product is annotated as putative methyltransferase-domain-containing protein. The transcript is spliced from 3 exons. The record is from RefSeq and is a predicted model, not a curated record. Lineage: Eukaryota; Fungi; Ascomycota; Sordariomycetes; Xylariales; Hypoxylaceae. Bases 385 to 1089 code for a protein of 234 amino acids.